GUCCAAAAAAAAGAGAAAACUUGGUAUUGUAGGAAGAAAAAUCAUUAGGUUUGUCUUUGAAUCUCCUACUGCUUGCUAUUUUUUUGCCUGUCUAUAAUGACCAUGGCAACAUCACCCACUUAUUUUUAUGUACGUCUCACCAACGCUGUUCUUUCAAUCUUGCAGGCCGCAGCAACACUACAAUCUAACAACAUGUUUGGGAGAAUGCAGGGAUUGCAUCUUAGCCCAGCACUGUGUGGGACCUGUAAAUUAAAUCAGGCAAUCCUUUUGGAUUCCACACAUUACUUGAUGAGCUUACAUCUGACUUAGUUUUGUGGGAUUAAAGGUUUACAGCAUAUGAUACACUUUGAAAGAAAACUCUCAAAAGGAGAGACCUUUCCACUUUUUCGUGGCUUUUCUAGCAUGUUGCUGGUUGAAAUAAAGGGUUCAGAGGCGCACAAUGGUGCUUUCCAUGUCGCAGUAUUGUUCAGCAACAAAACAAUUCUUGCUCUUUUCACGUGACCAUGAUUUUUAUGAAGCUUUAAUUACAAAAUGUCCUAUUGGCGUGGAUACCCCCAUAGAUAUCAUAGGUACAGAAAAAACUCAUAGUUGUGUUUUAUUCCAAAAAUAUGCAAUACAAAUGUCCUUUCUUGCUGUCAGUGCAUCCUCAGCAUCCCUACUAAUCAAAGUGUGAAGGAGUGUGAGGUUUUCUUUCCGAGUGUGGAUUUUGAGUGCGGCCUUGCAUUAUAAGUUUAGAUGGAGUGUUCUUUACCUUUUCCUAACUUUAUGAAGGAAAUUUUGAUCUUGUGGUCAUCAUAACCUGCAUGAGCAAAGCUUUUUAUCUUCUUUUUUUUCUUUCUUUUUUUUUAACAAAUUGUAAAACAAAUUUGUCUUAUCCAGCCACACCUCCUGCCCCAGCUGCCUCCCUGCAAUCUAAGGCUUCUUCUGGCCCAAAGUCCAAAGGCAAAGAUGCCAAGAGUGGGGCGGGUUCCUCCGCCCCAAAGGCUGUCCCCAGCCGAAGAAAACGCUCCUCUAUGUCUGCCUCCUCCUCCUCUCCCACCUCUCCAAAAUGUACUCCUUCCUCUACCCCAUGUUCUCCUUUAAAAUCUCCUUUAGCAACCUCACCAGGAAGCCCUUCUGCCACUAGUCAGGGCAACCGUGCUACACCAAAAGUGGUCAAGGCUGGCAAAAUGGGCAAACCUAAAAAAGGAGAGGUGUUUGUUCCGGCACCUGCUUCUGACCCGGUAGAGUCCAAGGCUACCCCAUCAGAGAAUAAGCCCAUAGAACCUAAGUCAAAUCCUUGUGAUCCUAAAGCCGUGUCACCCACUGCUGCCAAGCCUUCCCAGGCUCCUCCUGCUUUUAAAGUGACCUCAAAACCUGCAGCGGCGGCCCCAGUUUCUUUUACAGAUACUCUUACAUCCAACCCUCCUAAAGCAGCCGAGGUUAAGUCACGUUCAGUAAACACUGCCUGUGUCUCUGCAGCAGUAGAUGAUGAGCUCCCUCCACUCAUCCCACCUGAGAAGCCAGGCAAGGUACCAGUUUCUGUGUCCCCCAUCCAUAAAAAAAACACAAAAGACACCGAAGCUCCUUCUAAACCCACUGUUGAAAUGGAAGCUAUGGCUUUGCCUCUUGCAGCUACCCCUAUAGCUGUUGAGACAAAACUUAAACCGGUGGCAGUAGAGGUUAGCGAGGAAAAGGCUGCUCCUGUUGAGAGUGCCAAGCCCAAGACUGCACCUGUAGAAGCUACCAAGCCAGUUUCUACACCGGCAAAGGUUGCCAAAACCAAUGCUGAACAAAAACCACUUCUCGUUGAGGCAGUCAAGCCAGCCGCUGAGGCCAAGAAGGCUCCUGUUAAGGCAGCCAAGCCAGCAACUGAGGCCAAGAAGGCUCCUGUUGAGGCAGCCAAGCCAGCAACUGAGGCCAAGAAGGCUCCUGUUGAGGCAGCCAAGCCAGCAACUGAAGCCAAGAAGGCUCCUGUUGAGGCAGCCAAGCCAGCAACUGAGGCCAAGAAGGCUCCUGUUGAGGCAGCCAAGCCAGCAACUGAAGCCAAGAAGGCUCCUGUUGACGCAGCCAAGCCAGCAACUGAAGCCAAGAAGGCUCCUGUUGAGGCAGCCAAGCCAGCAACUGAGGCCAAGAAGACUCCUGUUGAGGCAACCAAGCCAGCGGCUGAGGCCAAGAAGGCUCCUAUUGAGGCAGCCAAAUCAGUUGCUGAAGCUAAGAAUUGUCCCAUUAAGGCAGCCAAGCCAGCCACUGAGGCCAAGCAGGCUCCCGUUGAGGCAGCCAAGUCCACUGCUGAGAUCAAGAAGGCUCCUGCUCAGGUUGCCAAAACAGUGGCUGAGGCUGUUCCUGUUAAGGUUACGGAGCCCAAAGCUGCUUCAGCAAAAGUUGACAAGCCUGCUGCUAAACUAAAACCUGUUCCUGCUGAAGCUAUUAAGCCAGCUACUGAGGCCAAAGCAGUGGCUGAGCCCAAGCCAAGCUCUGUUAAGACUACUGAGCCCAAAGCUGCCCCUUUAAAGGUUGCAGAACCAGUAGCUGAGAUGAGACCAGCUGCCAAGCCAAUGCCUGCUCCGGUAGAAGUAACCAAGCCAGUUGCAGAUGCUAAACCUGCUCAAGAAAAGGUUGCAAAGCCAACAGCUGAAACUUUAAAACCUAAACCGUCUUCUCCUGAGACUGCACCAACGCGCAAACUUACAUUUGCUGAGGCUGUUGCGAAACCUGCCCCUGCUAAACCUGAAGUUGAAUUAAUCAGUCCAACUCCGUCUGAUCCUGUGUCAAGCCCCAAAUCUGCCCCCGCUCUCGCUAAAUCCCCUGCAAAGGUGGAGCCGGUGAUCAAGAACGACAAGGGUAUUUCCUCUUCCUGUCCUGUUUGUCCCAUCUGUGUAUUUUUCCCUACUUUUAAGUAAAUUAUUUAAACUGAUCAGGUUUCAGAAAACUUGUUUCUUGUGAUGAAGUUACUAGCUUUGCUACAAGUCAGAUGUCAAACUGGCCUAUCUUAAAGAUACUGGUGAAUUUGUUAAUAUAAUACUCCAAGUAAAUCAUUUUGGAUGGAAACAAAAAUGAUAUCCUCAAAAUGUUGUUUUCUAUUUUUGUAUAGUCAGGCUUUUUUGUUUUUAUUAUAUUUGUAAUGAUGAAGUCAGUUAUGUCAGUAGUCAUAGUGGGAGGGAAUGUACUUGAUGUUAUUCUAUUCAAUAUUUUGAUUGAAAUAAGUCUUGAUUAGCAUUUUUUGCAGAAACAUUAUUAAGUAACUUUACUGCAGAUUAUUGUUAACUUCUAUCUGCAAUUUCCCACAGUCCUCUGGAUUUUUCAGUGAGACAUGUUCUCAUUUUAAAUAAAAAAAAUGUACUGACCUUUUUCAUUUACCUAAUUUUAUUCCUCAGGUUUCACACAGGUUAUGAGAACAGAAUUUACUAUGUUACAGAUUACAAAAUGGCUUGUACCUUGCAACUAACUAACUUAUAUGUC
This is a messenger RNA of Lampris incognitus (smalleye Pacific opah), 3441 nucleotides long. RefSeq names its product nucleolar protein dao-5-like. Lineage: Eukaryota; Metazoa; Chordata; Actinopteri; Lampriformes; Lampridae. The record is from RefSeq and is a predicted model, not a curated record. Bases 804 to 2882 code for a protein of 692 amino acids. The transcript has a single exon.